Molecule: messenger RNA, 1057 nt
Organism: Suricata suricatta (meerkat)
Lineage: Eukaryota; Metazoa; Chordata; Mammalia; Carnivora; Herpestidae
Gene: MIOX
Product: myo-inositol oxygenase
Exons: 10
Coding region: 62-919 (285 amino acids)
Biological process (GO): inositol catabolic process
Cellular component (GO): cytoplasm
Molecular function (GO): inositol oxygenase activity; iron ion binding
Source: RefSeq, a predicted model, not a curated record
GGCAUAUAUAGGGGCACACGGCCCGUGGGACUGACCCACCUGCCAGCUCUGCUCCCUCAAGAUGAAGGUGGCUGUGGGCCCAGACCCUUCCCUGACCUACCGGCCUGAUGUGGACCCAGAAGCAGCCAAAGACAAGGGCAGUUUCCGAAACUACACUUCUGGCCCGCUGCUGGACCGUGUCUUUGCCACCUACAAGCUCAUGCACACGCAGCAGACGGUGGACUUCGUCAGGAAGAAGCACGCCCAGUUUGGGAGCUUCUCCUACAAGAAAAUGACCGUCUUGGAGGCUGUGGACAUGCUGGAUGGGCUGGUGGAUGAGUCGGACCCAGAUGUGGACUUCCCCAAUUCCUUCCAUGCCUUCCAGACUGCUGAGGGCAUCCGUAAAGCCCACCCCGACAAGGACUGGUUCCACCUUGUAGGGCUGCUGCAUGACCUGGGGAAGGUCCUGGUUCUGGCAGGGGAGCCCCAGUGGGCAGUUGUUGGAGACACCUUCCCUGUUGGCUGCCGUCCCCAGGCCUCUGUGGUUUUCUAUGACUCCACCUUCCAGGACAACCCAGACCUCCAGGAUCCUCGAUACAGCACAGAGUUCGGCAUGUACCAACCGCACUGCGGGCUGGAGAACGUCCUCAUGUCCUGGGGCCAUGACGAAUACAUGUACCAGAUGAUGAAGUUCAACAAAUUCUCUCUCCCCCCUGAGGCCUUCUACAUGAUUCGAUUCCACUCCUUCUACCCUUGGCACACGGGUGGCGACUACCGGCAGCUGUGCAGUGAGCAGGACCUGGCCAUGCUUCCCUGGGUGCAGGAGUUUAACAAGUUCGACCUCUACACCAAGUGUCCAGAACUGCCAGAUGUGGACGAGCUGCGGCCCUACUACCAGGGACUCAUCGACAAGUACUGUCCUGGUGUGCUGAGCUGGUGACCAGCCUGCCCGCCCUGCCCAGGCCCAGUCAGGUGCACUAGGGUGAUAGCCGAGGUUGGGGUCACAUGCACAUCUGCGGUCAACACUCCCUGUCCUGGUGGCCACUCUGCCCAGUGGCAAUAAAGACCUUGAAGCAGC